Messenger RNA from Oldenlandia corymbosa var. corymbosa, 2175 nucleotides. The record is from the annotation of a GenBank genome assembly. Lineage: Eukaryota; Viridiplantae; Streptophyta; Magnoliopsida; Gentianales; Rubiaceae.
GUUUUAUCAGUCUUUAGAGGUUCGAGUUCUUAAUUUAAAGUUAAUAUGCAGUUUAUGAAAGGUUUCUACCAAAGGAGGGAUUUUUCACAAAAGAUUUUGAACCUAUUCAGGACAAAUAGUUGUCCCUGAGGAGAAAAUUUAUGCAAUCUCUCUUUCUUUUCUUUUUUAUUUUAAUUCGUUUCUGUCGCUGCGCAGCAAGGUUGAAGAUGAGCUCAUGGUUGACCAAUGACGGGCUAAUGCUGUCUCAUAUUAGUGCAAUUAAUACAUAAAAUGGUGCGAUUACAGGUGGACUCCUCUUUUAAAAUGGCCUAUAAAUUAAGCACGUUCGUCUCAGGAUUAAUGACACGAUAUUAUUUUAUAUCGUCAUAUUCCCUCAUCGGUAACAAUUCCGUUUCUUUGUUAUACUAUAAUAGUUUAACAGAUCCACUCUUGUUGUUUUGAAGCAGAAAAAGUACAAAUUAUGAUCAGUAUUAAUUGCUACGCUACACUACCUAACAUAUUACAAGGGGGAAACAAACAACGUUACGGUAGUAGAAUAUAUAGGGGGUCGGUAUUCCAAACUCUUUAGAAAGGCAAUGUCUUUGUUACCUAAGACUUACGCAUUCUUUUUCAGGGAAUUAUUACUGCUUAUUGUGCUCCUCCUGUCUUCUAAUGCUCUAACUUAUGCUGCUCCUAAGUCUUCUCUUGUGAGACAACUCCCCGGUUUCAAUGGCACGUUCCCUUCAAAACAUUACUCCGGAUAUGUCAAACUAAAUACCAGCCCUUCAAAACACCUGUUUUAUUACUUCAUCGAAUCGGAAAGAAAUCCGACAAAGGAUCCUGUCGUACUGUGGCUAAAUGGUGGACCAGGUUGCUCGAGUUUCGACGGAUUUGUUUACGAACACGGACCCUUCAAGUUUGAGAAAGGAAAGAAAAAAGGUGAUUUUCCGAUCUUGUAUCCCAACCCUUAUAGCUGGUCUAAGGUCUCAAACAUCAUAUACUUGGAUUCGCCAUCCGGGGUCGGUUUUUCGUACCCUUGGCUUCCCUCGAGCGAUUCUCAGACGGCGAUCGAUUCACACGCUUUUCUCCUCAAAUGGUUUGAGCUGUAUCCAGAAUUUCAACCCAAUCGGUUUUACAUAAGCGGGGAAUCUUGGGCGGGCAUUUACGUGCCCGCCCUAGCAGCUGAAAUCGACAAAGGAUCAAGAAAUUAUAAUGAAGCUACACCUAGAAUCAACCUCAAGGGUUACAUAAUAGGAAAUGGAGUAUGCGACUUCCAUAUUGAUGGAACACCUUCCUAUCUAUCUUUUGCCCAUGGGAUGGCCCUAAUUUCGGACCAACUUUAUAAGCAAGCUCAAGCUUGCAUGGGCCACGUUAGUGGCAAUGACAAAUGCGAAAUGGUCUGGCUGAAGAUUAACAAGGUGUUGGCGGGGUUGAACGAAUACGCCAUUUUAGAACCGUGUUAUCAUGGUUACAAGUCCGAAGAAACAAACUCGAGUUUCCUUGAGCUCGGUAGGGCAUGGCCUAAUCGAGCUCGUGUUCGUGAUGGUAAAGUUCCGACAUGGAGAGAAUCGGCUCAAUCGCGUUUUCACUAUGGAGUGAAAAUCCCAUGCUUUGAUGAUGAGGUAGCAACUACAUAUCUUAAUGAUGUAAGAGUUAGAAAGGCUAUUCAUGCUAGUCCUGAAGUUCAAAGUUGGAAUUUAUGUGUUGGAAUGGAUUACGAGGCUGAUUUAGGGAGCAUGGUCCCUUACCAUAAGGACCUAACCUCCAAAGGAUAUUACGCACUCAUUUACAGUGGUGAUCAUGACAUGAACGUUCCGUUCAUCGGAACCCAACAAUGGACGGCGGCGCUAGGUUACGAAAUCGUAGAGGAAUGGAGACCUUGGUUUACAGAUGGCCAAGUUGCUGGGUUCUUACAAAGUUACGCCAAUAAUUUGACGUUCCUUACCGUAAAGGGAGCCGGUCACACGGUUCCGACAUACAAGCCCGGGGAGUGCUUGCAUUUCUAUGAUAGUUGGCUUCAAUGGAAGAAAAUUUGAGUUCGGAUUAGUAUAACUCAAUUGUAUUUAAUUUACAAGGAAUAAUUUUCUGAAGUCAAGAUCUUUCUUCGGAAUUUUCAUUUACAACUAAUUGCGACGAAUUUGUGUUUGGAUCGAUGUUAUUUUAAUUUUUGAGGUGUACAUGCAUGCUAUUCGAACU